AUGUCUUCAGUUAUUGAUAAAUAUAAGCGUAAAAAAAAAGAAACACAAGCAGCGAAUAAUACUAAUACUCCAUCAACGGAUGUUGGAGUUAUUCGAAUUGGUCAUUAUAUUCUGAAUGAAACCCUUGGAACUGGAAGUUUUGGCAAAGUUAAAAAAGCUUAUCAUCAAUUGACAAGACAUACAGUAGCGAUUAAGAUAGUUAAUCGUACAAAAAUAAAACAAUUAGAUGUGGUCGGAAAAAUUCGAAGAGAAAUCCAAAAUUUAAGACUUUUUCGACAUCCACAUAUCAUUAAAUUAUAUCAAGUAAUAAGUACACCAACAGAUAUAUUUAUGGUUAUGGAAUAUGUUUCUGGUGGAGAAUUAUUUGAAUAUAUUGUUAAAAAAGGGAAAUUAACUGAAGCUGAAGCUCGACCGUUUUUUCAACAAAUAAUAUCAGGUGUUGAUUAUUGCCAUAGACAUAUGGUGGUUCAUCGUGAUCUUAAACCGGAAAAUCUUCUUCUUGACGAUGCAUCUCAUGUUAAAAUAGCAGAUUUUGGUUUAUCAAAUAUGAUGAAGGAUGGUGAGUUAUUAAAAACAUCAUGUGGCUCACCGAAUUAUGCUGCACCUGAAGUUGUCUCUGGAGAACUUUAUGCAGGACAAGAGGUCGAUAUAUGGAGUUGUGGAAUUAUACUGUACGCUUUACUUACAGGAACUCUACCUUUUGAUGAUGAUAAUGUGCAAGUAUUAUUCAAAAAGAUUCGAUCUGGCAUUUUUCCAGUUCCUGAUUAUUUAAAUCCAUCAGUAGUGGAUCUUCUUCAAAAAAUGUUAACAGUUGAUCCUGUUCGUCGUGCAACAAUAAAAGAAAUUCGAGAACACGAAUGGUUUAAAGUAAAUUUACCUGAUUAUCUGUUUCCAAAAACGUGUGAAGAAGGUACAAAUAUAAUUGAUCUUGAUGCAAUACAAGAAGUUUGUGAGAAAUUCGGCGUAACUGAAACGGAAGUUCAAGAUGCAUUAAUGAUCAAUGAUCGUCACGAUCAACUUGUUAUUGCUUAUCAUUUGAUAAUUGAUAACAAACGAAUAUGGAAUGAAGCUCGAAAAGUUGAAAUAGCAGAUUUCUUUGCAGCAUCAAGUCCACCACAUUCAGCAUUUUUAUCAAUGACUCCAAAUUCUUCGUCUGGUCGUUCGCCUUCACCAUUUUUUCAAAAGCCAGUUUAUCUUACACAGAAAUCAACACCAGUUCGUUCUCAUCCAGAAAAAAUGCCAGCUUUAAAAGAUUUAAGUGUAACAUUGGAUCCAAUCGAUACAAAUAGUUCACAAUCAAGUUCUUCUCAUAAUAGAAAACUAUCUAGUUCAGCAACACCACCACCAACAACAGCCGGCACUGGAGCUGCAUCAUUGAAAAAAGCGAAAUGGCAUCUAGGAAUUCGAUCUCAAUCAAAACCGCAAGAUAUUAUGAAUGAAGUUUUUAAAGCAAUGAAAGAAUUAGGAAUGGAAUGGAAAUAUUGUAAUAAUAGUAUGUAUAGUCUACGGACUCGUCGAAAAGUGAACAAUACAAAUCGACAUGUUAAACUGGGUCUUCAAUUAUAUCAAGUUGAUCAUCGAUCUUAUUUACUUGAUUUUCGUAAUUUAAAUACAAAUGCUGAUCAUCUUAAUGAUCCAUCAACAGAACUUCCAGACGACGAUGACACGGAAAAUGUUCAACCAAAUCGUUCAUCAAGCUGGGAUUUCACAGAUAAUGAAAAUGAAGUUAUAUCUGAUGAAGGUGUAUCAGAAGUGAUGGAGUUUUUCGAAACGGCUGCUAGUCUUAUUCGUACAUUAGCACCCGAUGCAGUUCCAAAAACAAUUCAGCCAGCUUCUGCAGCCUCUUCCUGA
Molecule: messenger RNA, 1851 nt
Organism: Rotaria socialis
Lineage: Eukaryota; Metazoa; Rotifera; Eurotatoria; Philodinida; Philodinidae
Source: the annotation of a GenBank genome assembly